Molecule: messenger RNA, 4090 nt
Organism: Dimorphilus gyrociliatus
Lineage: Eukaryota; Metazoa; Annelida; Polychaeta; Dinophilidae
Source: the annotation of a GenBank genome assembly
CGCUUGUCGAGUUGACCGAUAUUAAUCGGUUUUUUGUAUACAUUUUCAAUCAAACCGUAUGUUUUUUUUUGGUCCAACGUGAAUGACGUACAACUCAAAGGUGGAGAGUUACUAGGUUUUACAAAUUUUACCCAGAAAAAGUUAUCUGUAAGAGAAUAGAGUAAUGCGUUUCCUUUUUAUAUUGUAUGGUGGAGAGCCUCAGCCAAUCCUUUUCCAGUUUAGUAUAUACGUUUGUUAAUUAUUCGCGCAGACCGCUAUAAAUUCCAUGCUUACCACCUGCAAGCGGUCUGACGGAUUUUCUGCCCGCGGUGCUAUUGCAAGUUUAAUGAAAUGUUUGAUUUCACACUUUAUCUGCACUCUUCUACGGAGAGCGGAUAAAUAGUAUAUUUCUUUUUCCGCUCCCGUCAACCAAAUGAUCUAACAUUCAGAAUCUUCUUGAUCCGGCCUAAUCUCAUCUUUCAUGUUCGUCUUAACCUAACUAUCGUUUUUAUCAAAUGGAUCAUCUUUUUGGCUCCUUUUUGAAAACAGAUUUUAUUUUUAUUUUUAUAGAACUAAAGAAGAGGAAAGUUUGACGAAAGAACAAUACUAAAACGAAUUACUUAAGAUAGCAAAGACUCAAGGAAUGGAGAUGACAAACAUAAAGUUAGGAUUAUGGACAGUCAUCUUAACUUUCAUCGCUGCUGUAAACGCUCGAUCGUCGUUACCAAUCGUUCAGUCACCCGAUAUAGGAGAAACAGAUAAAGUUGUAACUAUAUCUACUAUAAGGUAAAAGGAGGAAAAACUAUACAAACUUUGGGGCACUUUUCACGCUCGACUGCAAAAAACUCACAUCAAUAGGAUAGAGUUAUUGUUUUUAAUUUGCCGGUCGCUUUGAUGCUGCACGCUAACUGACCAUUGGAAUAUAAAUAGGCGUACUGCAGCGAAACACUGCAAUUAAUUUCGUCCGGCUGCCGCGAGAUAAACACGUGCAACAGGCGUUCCUGAAAUCGGCUCAUCAUCUCUCAACCGACUCCUUUCCUUUCGUUCGAUUACCCAAUCGAUCGUAAUACUUAAUGAUAUAAUAGAAGAAAUAGACAAAAAAAUGAUGGGUCAGAAAACUUGUCAAGAUAAGACAUCGUCACGCUAACCUGGCUAAUUUCUACGUCGAUUCGAAUUUCGACGAAUUUAAUGCAUUUCCCCUCAUCUCAAUUGAUCAAAAUCGUGACGCUUCAAUAUAAUCCAUCAUAUUACCCAUCUUUUGUUCCUGUUGAACAAAAGAAUUGACCUCGUUACACACUUGACUUGAUGCUUCUUGGUGAGCGUUUUCUCCGAAGGCGUUUUCUGUCUAUUUUUAUUUAGUUGCCUCGCUUGUAAUUAUCUUCGUCUGUCGUGAAAGAAGGAAAAAGUGACUACGAGGGGUAAUGCAUAGAAAGGCACGGAUUAUUAGCUGCCACUGUUUUACUCACGUUCAAGACACGCUCCCUUCAAGUGAAAUCCUUUAUCGUUUCCUAUUUAAUUGCCGGUGAAGGAAAUGUUUGUAAUAAAAAAAUAGUUAUGUCUAGUGAAAAACUCGGCAAAUAACAUUUACUCCGCAUCUAAUUACAUUCGUCUUAUAAAUUGGCCAUCGUAGCGUACAGAUAACUAAUAGAAUUCGCUCUUCCGCUUAGUUCGUGCGUCCUCCCCCUCUUCCUCUUCUCUUAUUAUCCCUAAUACUGUAAAUCGUUCAAUUAGUAAUUUAGACGCCGUAUAUUUACAUUUAUAUACGCUAUUGUAUAAUCUAUAAUACCGGAUAUAUGCAGAGCGAACUUUUGUGGUUUUUUCAUUACUCAGAGUGUGACAUUUUGGCAGAUCGUGCUAAGACCUUUUUAUAAUUGUUUCCUUGCCAUAUUGGACAAAGAAGAUAAAAGGAAACAUACCAGUGGGAAAAUAAGUUCAUAGAGUGAGACAGAAAAUGAGAGAGACAGCGUAAAAGAGAAGGCGGCAGGGCGUGGUAUGGGAGGGGGUAAGGGGAUUGAGGUAAAGAGAAUGACAGGAGGAGCGAAAAAGAAAGAAGAAAAACAAAAGAAUGGUAACAGAGGAAGUCACCGUAUAUAUCUAAAUAUAUACUGAGUAAACAAAAUGAAAGAAUAAGGAAGGAAGAGGAGUAGACGUGAAAGAGCAUAGAAUGUCUUGUACAAGUAUAUUAAAAGCGGUUGGAGUUUUAAGAUAGAUGAAUUUUGCCUUAAGUAAUAUACAAAGAAAUCUAACAGUUGCAGUGAGACUGCAAAUUAAUGACUGCACUUAGCAAACAAUAAAAAUACCGAUAUACAAUCUAUACAAUGGUUAAUAUAUAUGGCGCCAAACUAGCGUGAUGGCGAGCUUUCAAUGCUCAUUCAAAAUUUAAGAUACCCUACCUUUUUGUUAUUUAUUCCAUAAGUUGACCUUUAUACUCCUCUCUUUUUCUAAACUUUCUCUCCCUCCUCUUUUUCUUUAUAUCCUUUUUAUGCCCAAUUUUUUGCAUAUUUUUCUUCCGGCAGAUUGAGCCGUACGUCGUCAUCCAUAAGGAAAUAAGGGAUCACUAUCGUUACGAAGGUUAUAUUAUUGAUCUAGUUCGAGAGUUGUCUAGGGAUUUGGGCUUCAAAUUUAAAAUAUUUGAAGUAGAAGAUGGUCAAUUUGGCUUUCGUCAUAAUGGAAAUUGGAAUGGUAUGAUUGGAGAAGUUAUAGGAAGAAGGGUCGAUUUAGCGGCAGCUCCCCUCCUCAUGACUAGACCUAGAAUGAGAGCCAUAGACUUUACAGAACCAUUCAUGAAAGUUUACGCAUCUGUGUUAAUAAAUAAACAAGCAAGCGAACUUAUAAAUGGCUACAAGGAUUUAUUAAAUCAUCCCCACUUUACAUAUGGAGUGCAAGCUAAAGGUGUUUUACGAAGAGCAUUAAAGUUGUCAAAUGAUACAGAUUUGUCAAGAUUAUGGAAGCAAAUGUUAAGGUGGCAAGAAAGAGGUUUAAAAUUCAUAUUUACAAAGAAUAACGAAAGAGGUAUCAAGAAUGUAAGAAUCGACGAAAGCUACGCCUUUAUCCUCCCUUCACCAAUUGCAGACUAUAUGCAACUUCAAAUGCCUUGCAAUUUAAAAUCAGUUGAUAAGUUCCUUAUAAAUAUGGACUAUGCUUUUGCUGCAAGAAAAAACUCUUCUUUAGUAUCAAAAAUAAAUAAAUCAUUGAGAAAAUUCAAGAAAAAUGGAUAUUUAGAUAGACUACGGAAAAAGUGGUGGGAAGAUAGAUCCCAAUGCUCCUCAGCUAGAAGUAUCAAGAGAGAAGUAUUGGGAUAUAACGGGAAAUCUACCGCUGUAAAGGGACAUUUUUAUUUAGUACUUCUACCUCCUUUACUAUUAUUAUUGUUAUAGUGUAUCAUAACAGUCUAGAAUUAAUAAAAAGAAACGAAGAAGAUAGGGGGAUGAAUGUAUAUAAAAGAAAUAUAAAAUAUAUACAUAACGACUAUAUAUAUAUAUAUAUAUAUAAAUGUAUAUGUAUGCAGUAUAUACAGCAUAAAUGAUGUAUCUAUAAAAGAAAACGAGUAAGAAAGAAAGGAAGAAGAAGAAAGAAAAGAAAGAAAGAAAAAAAAAAAAGACUGCAGAUUACAAUUCCAUUAUGCUCAUUCUAACUGUCUUCUCUAUUUGUUUGUAUACUGAAAUCACCUUAUUAUAUAUUCAUGGUCACAUAUUGUUUAAGCUUUUUUGUUCAUGUAAAUCAUAUAGUUGAUAACUGUUUUUCUAGUUUAUUCUAGCGAUAUCCAUACAUAUAUAUAUAUAUAUUACUAAUAUGUAUUUAUAUGUAUGCUAUAUCGUAUAAAAAUCCGCCUAAUGAUUUUAUUCCUUCCCAUUUGAAUAGAGAAAUACCUUUGAAGUUUAUUAUAUAAAUCUUGUACAUACAAAGAUUCUAAUAAUAUACAUAUAUUAUACGUAAAAUAUGUAUAUAAACAGUAUAUAUACAAAGAUAUAGGUAACUAUAUUUGAAAGCCUAUAUACAAUAUAUAGGCAUAUAUUUAUCUAUUUUUUAUGUACAACUUCUACUUCGUCGACCAAUGAAUUGUUAAUAACAUUUUAUAUACAUAAAAAUAUAUAUAAUAUUAUUAUACAAU